GAUAUUAAUAUUGUUAUAUAUGUACUUUUUUGAGCGGCGUUAUGUGUUGUGUGCUUAUUCUAAAAAUCCACUCAAUCACCACAUGUUAAUUUGCAUAUUUGAUGUCAUGAAGCGAAUAACGUAUUCUUAGAUAAAAGUGCCGAAUGCUUCGGAAGUUACUUGUCUAGGGCAGGGUAUCAUCCAUAAUAUAUUUAGUACAGUGCGUGGUAAUCAGAUUGAACUCAAAAUACCCGAGGUGCCCAUCACAGCACAUCUGUGUCGUCUGCUACGAGGAUUUCCGCUUGGUUAUGUGAGACGGAUACAUGAAAGUCGUUUUCGUAAACUAGCUAAAAUAUAAGGCAGUUUACAUCUCUAUUAGAGAUCGAUAUUUACGGUAACAUCGAGUAUGUGUCGAACGUAUUUAGCUUAUUGAUGAGUUCAGAUCUUAUAGGUUCCUCUCACAGUCAACCGCAGAACGUUAUUCGGGAUAUAUGCUUUAGAUAACAGCUACUCUACCCACCAGAAACGAUUGAUUGAAGAUAUACUGUUAGUGGCGACGAUUUUGACAGAGUUUCUUUCUUCAAAUGGUUUAUGGUCAAGUCCGAUACUACACAUCGAAUUUGCAUAUUUUAUAAUUGCGCGUUGAUGCUAAUUAACUGACCUACGUAAGUCGACUUACAGCGAUAUUUAUUCAUUUUCGUGUCACGUUGGGGGCAUUAUUCAACUAUGGAGGCAGUCUGGGAAACAUUAUUAAGUUUAACAAUAACGAAUUACAUUUCUCGAAAAUAUUAUAUUUCCAACGUAGUAGCAACAGCUCUGGGUAUUCUUAAUCGAACGGCUAAGGGAUGAGAAAUUCAGCAUAGGAAAAAACUCAUUGCAAAAUCGAACGCUUCUAAAUACAUCCGUUAAGCCAUGUAAAGCGAUAUUAGUUGAUAAUCUCGCCUUGAAUCUUGAUUUAAAGGGUCUUGCGAACCCUUAAUUAUCAAGACUAAUUAAAGCAGAAAUAGAAGAAAUAAACAAAUUGUUCGGUUGCAGAAAAAAGCUUUGCAAGUAUCACUGUACUAAAGGACCGUUAAAACAGAGACGAAAAAGGUAAUUUAAAGCUUCGAUGCAAAUGAUUCCUUGUCAAAACGAAUUUCCUACAUCGUUUUGACAUGCCCGUCCCUCGUCCGACCCUCUAAACGUUGCUGCCCUCUUGAAUGAAUCUAGAGACCGUCAAAAUUUCCGUUGUCAUAAUUUUAUGACGAUUAUCGACUGCACUCGCUGCAGGUUUUAUUGCAAAAGUGGUACUUCCCCGGAAACGUGUUUAGUUGCUUGUGAUUCGUAAAGGCUUCGGAUUUAACGCUGGGAGCUCUACGACUAACUUCGACGAAUCGAGGGAAGACCAGUUAUAAUAGAUAACACUUGUGUAUAGAUAAAGGCAAUAGGCCAGACUCUGGAAAAGUAUGUUUAAUACGUACUCCGUAGACGGCAAUGAGUCAGAACCAGAAAUGUGGAACCAAUCCCUGAAUUCCUCCUUCGCUGCUUGAAUAGACGGGCUAUCCCGAUGUAUUAUGUUUUUACGAAUUGUGGCCCGUAUACGAAGCUUGUCGUUGCUGUUGUCGCUUUCCGUUAAAAGGGUUGCUUCCCUAGAGAAUCCCUAUCACAAGGCAGUAGUGACGUAUUGGUUACUAAGCUUAUGAACACGUAAUUGUAACGUAAUAUGGGUCGAAGACCGUUGCAUAGACAUACUUUGUUUCGUGCUGGAAGGAGUCGACAGUUGCAAGCAAUGCUUGAUCACACCGGAUCUAAGACACAAUACUAUUUAGUUAAUACCAAGGAGCAGGGAUUACGGGUAAGAUCACAAACGCGAACAAAUGCUAUAACCGGGCGGACAUUUACUGUGAACGGACAGGUUGCUGCUGUUAUAGGCGUACGCGCUGCCUUUCCUUACGAAUUCUGGGAUUUGUUGUUGAAAUUCUGGAUCCGAAUUUGACGUGCUACUAUGUUCGCUACCCUCGGAUAUUCCAUUGGUAAACCUCGCAUCAGCCGGGAUGCGAGCCCAAUCCUGGAGUCGAUUGAGCAUUGGGCUAGUGGGCCUUCCGCACAGUCACUCUCACUUGUUUCCGGCCUGUCCAAGUCGGACUUGCAGCACUUCUUGGGUACAUCUCUUAACGGAAAUCUGUCUUUGUCACAAGGACAACUUAUUCCGCAGGCCCACAGCAGGAACACUGCCCAUAGUGAACCUCGCCGUCAUCAGGAAGACUGCAAUCAAAAUGAUCAACCACAAGACCUCUCAAUAAACCGGACUCAGUCACAACCAGAACUGAGGCUUCGACCCGAAGAGGCCCAAGGCUCCGGUCACGCACCGUCUGUAAUAAGCCGACCUCUGUCCAAGAUGGAACAAAAACAAAUGCAGUGGGAGCGGGAGAGAUUAGAGUUACAGGCAAUGCAAUCCUGGGGACCACCGUCGAUGGUCGACAGUGCUCGUAAUGCUGGUCGUCGGCUUCAACCAGUUGCAGCGGUUAGCCCCCAGAGGGCGUCUUUCAGCUCUCCCUAUGACAACAGCAGCUACAAUCGAAAAGCUACGAACAUUCUCAAUAUGGAAUAUGCCAAUCACGUACAGCUCACGGAUCGUCAAAACUCAGAAGCAGGGGGUAAUCGCUUUUCCGUUGCUAACGAAGCCAAAAAACGACUCGGUUCUUUUGCAAGCGACGUCGCCGACCCAGAAGUUCUUCGAAUUGAACGCGUUCAAAAGGCUGCAGAGUAUCGAAAAGCCAUCGAGCAGCAGGUCGAGGAAAAAAGGCGAAGAAAAAUUGCCGAGGAACUUCGCUCUAAACGCGAGGACGAGGCUGCCGAAAGAAAACUUCAAGAAGAACGCGAGCGGCUGCGAAAACAGUACGAAGAGGAGCAAAGGAAAAUUCGGCUAAAGGAGGAAGCAGAAGAACGAACCCGACAGAUUCUUCUGGAAAAGGUGAAAGAAGCUGAAGCAGCCGCCGAACAGGCGAGGCGAAUGCGUCUCAGACGAAAUCAUGAUACCGGGGUAGUAGGGCAAAACCUUGACGAAGUUGAAUCCAGUCAUCAUGGACGGGUGGAGCCACAGGACGAGUUAAUCGCUGCCAGCGUCCAAAACAUUCUAAAAUUACCUUCAGCUCCUUCUAUGGCGCAGGCCAAUAGCAAUUCGUCUCCGUCACAAACCGCGCCGGAACCGGUCCUUCGUCAACAGUCGGAUUUCUUGGCAGCAUCAUCCAACCUGCCAAGCGCAACAAAACCUAAUGGAAUCAAUGCUAUGGCUAGAUCAACGGGAGAUGGUCACGCUAUGGAGUUCCCCACCCAGCAGCCACAACUUUUACAGGCACUUAUGCCUCUAAACAACUCUGAAACAGAAAAAGGUUUCCCUCUCGUUCAGUCGAUGCCUGGCUAUGUGCCUCAGCAUUCAUCGAUGGCUCCUGUCACUACUCAAGCCCCUCUCGUUAUCCAGGCGGCGCCGUUUUCCUCUGCGCCUACUCCAAUGCGAGCUACGUAUUCGACGAGCUUUGUCGAUCAGGCUGGUGAGAUCUACAAUGGGACCCUACUUCAUCACCAAAUGCCCCUUGUGCAUAAAUGCCAAACAUACAUCGAAUCUAUGGCUUCUCCACCUCGCACGAGCUAUUCAAGCUGCUCGUGCAGCUGCCAACUGCCUCGCCUGGCACCGUACCUUAAAUCAUUCUCCACGCAGACGCCACCUGGCUACGUUGAGGAUCGCGUCCUCACUCCGACGAAGUUUCGGCUGCGUCAGCGAAGUCAAAGUCUCAAGAGCUUGCGAAAUUCCGCCGUUCAAACGGAGUGGACAAUUUCUCGGAACAUGUCUCCGCCAAGUUCGGCACCGAGUUCCCCAAUAACCGGCCGACCUUCCAGACGUAGAAAAGGUCAUACAUCAACAGGGGGUCUGGAUCGCGGCGACAAGAGCGGCACGCAAAGUAGGCCUCCGUGGAAUGUCCACACUCCGCAACAUGCCUAUAUUAAAAACACUGACCGGGAUCCAAAUAUGCACACCAGAAAGAAAUUGCAGGAGUUACGCAAGCAGCACUGGGAACGCGAAAUGAACCAACAGAGCGCGUGGCAACAGUCGACGCGGAGGAAGAUCACUGCUCAGGAGAAGGGCAAUAAUACCGCAGCGUUGACGUCACGACGUCUCACGCCAACUAAAAAAAGGGAGCGAGCUUCAUCACUGCACGGCACUGAUCGUUACUCAUCGGACUCAGAUUUUUCUAUAAUAGCCAAUAAUGAGACGGCCACAGGUUCAGACUUCCCUGAUCAGCUCGGUUACAAUACUGAUCGCGCUAUCGGAAAAGGUCUUCGUGAUGACGGAGUAGAUAGUAGUGAAGUGUCUGCGACAGCCUCUGCAACGCCCGGACCUGCGCCAACUCAACCAGAUCAGGCUACGUGUCCCAAAAGGUCUUCACCGCCGGCGCCCGCUCCACGCAAGACAUGGAAAUCCCAAUCAAUGUUCAUUCCCCAAGGAAGGGCCGAAUCUCCCCCAGUACCCGCCGUUCUCAGUAAGCUGCGCCAACAAAGACGCAGCUCAGAUGAUCUGAACUCUACACGCGACGAAUCGAUUGCUCGGGGAUUCGGCUGUGCCGAAGGUAACGAAAACGAUUUCAUCGAAGACACUUCUACGCUUAGCAUAUCCCACGCGUCACAUCAGUCACGGGCAUCGAAUGGCCUAACACACUGUAUUGGUUUAUCGACAAGUCAUGGAUCCUUAACAGGGUACAGAAAUCAGGUAGAAGAACAGACUAAAGCGUCUUGCGGAACCCCUUUAGAUACCACGUUCGAAUCAGCUAUAGGCGGGCAAGCGGCCUGUAUGAACGAUCAAAAAAGGAUACUCUCACAACUAUCAGCACUGAGGCAGAAUUUUUCAGACAUUGCUAAUGAAACGGCAAGAGCUGGAGAACUCGAUAUCAACCCCACGAAUGACACGCAAGGCCAAAACGUGACCCGAUGAGGAAGUCAUGUGGAUUAAAAGCAGGGACUCGAAGCAGCGGCCCCCUAGUCUCUCCCAAACAGAGACCUGGCCGUCGUCCAAGCCAUAGCACGCCAAAAUGGCAAUUUGUACUCGAUAAAAGAAUUAACUUCGACGCGCCAUGAUUAAAACUGAACCUAUUUAAUAGAUUUCUUGUUGCACUGUUUUCUUUUCUU
Molecule: messenger RNA, 5139 nt
Organism: Varroa destructor (honeybee mite)
Lineage: Eukaryota; Metazoa; Arthropoda; Arachnida; Mesostigmata; Varroidae
Biological process (GO): positive regulation of cytokinesis; cilium assembly
Cellular component (GO): cilium; microtubule; spindle pole
Molecular function (GO): microtubule binding
Source: RefSeq, a predicted model, not a curated record